AAAGCGGCCUCGGGUCACUAAAAAAACCAAAACAAAACAAUAUAUUUUGCUCAUCGCUUCAUUUGGAUCACCUCAACGUUUUACGGUAGUUGAGCUCUCUUUUUGAUUUGCUUGGUGCAAAAUGGACCGACCGGCGAGGAAGACCAAAAGCGUCAACUACUGCGAGUCCAAAGAUAUUGACGACGACGAUGAGGACUUUGCCUGCGCGAAGCCGCCGCCUGGCAAGAAAGCCAAACAGGAGCGCGGGAACACGUCGAGCCACGGAAGCAGGAAAGCUCCGGACGAGAAGUUGCUGACUCGGCAUCUGGAGGCGGCCAUUGCGCUUUCGUUGCUCACCGACGGUCACGCGGGCGGGACGCGGGAAGCCCCCCCCGCCGGUCGAGGUGACGAGAACACGGACCCCGCAUCCCUGCACCGCUCCAACUGCAGUGUGGACCCCUCCCUUUUUGGAUUGGAUGAAAUCUCCCAGGCGGACGUCAGAAAGGAGCAAAGGAUUGGGCCUCCGGAUGGCGACUACGAGCCCAAACUGACGGCAGAGUCGGAGAGCGAGGAAGACGAGGAGGAGGAAGAGUUCGCGGGGAACGAGAAGAGCCGCAAAAAGAAGGGCGGCGACCGGCGCCGGCGGCCCGUCGGCAAGCAGGAAAGACAACCGCCCAAGUUGAAAGCGCAGCCCAGGACAGUGUCCGCGACGGCCACGCCGGGAAGCCCCCUGGCGCUGAAACCCGCCGUGACCAAAGUGCGGGCCUCGUUCAGUCCGACAGGAAGCAGGAUUCCCAAAUGGAACCCGCCAGGUCAAAUCGGGAAAAGUCCACCUUCGUCCCAAAGUCCCCCUACCAGGUGUCCGGGUCAGGGUCUUCGUCUGGGACUGUCGCGACGCGUCCGAGUCAAGCCGCUGCACCCCAGCAGCGCCGCCACCUGAGCGAAGGUGGAACUACAAGUAGAUUUUUUUUUUUUUUUUAAACGCAUGUAAAUAUUUAUUUAAAAUCAACUUUGACGCUGAUGACAUCGUUUCCCCUUUUAUUCAGAGUUUAAAAUAAAGGUCCGUU
Syngnathoides biaculeatus (alligator pipefish) is the source of this 1046-nucleotide messenger RNA. It is a transcript of the gene rad51ap1, whose product is annotated as RAD51 associated protein 1. The record is from RefSeq and is a predicted model, not a curated record. The transcript is spliced from 9 exons. Bases 122 to 919 code for a protein of 265 amino acids. Lineage: Eukaryota; Metazoa; Chordata; Actinopteri; Syngnathiformes; Syngnathidae.